UAAGCCCUACGUAUAUUUCUCGCGAAGGGAUAAGGCGCUGUGCUCCUCCGCGCUCUCCGAGGGAUUCCUGGACGAUGCAGCUCGCGGCUGUGAGCCAGGCGAGGGUCUCGCCUCCGCUAGGUAUCCAUUCCUCUGGCCUCUUUGGCGAUGUGAGGCCCGGGAACUUCGCGUAUUUGCCCGCCGCAACCAGGAAUUCGUCGCUCUCUCUCAGUGUGAGGGCGUGCACUGGAGCUCCAGGCUCGCCACCGCCGUCUGGAACAAAUGGCACUGCCGAUAGUCUUCCCAAAGAGCUCCCAACCAGGCCAACGGCGUCCACGGCUACCUCCGAUAGGAAGUUCUCGCGGCCGCCUCCCUUCUCGGGAUUCUCUGGGUCUCUGGGACUCAACUUUCCAGGGAGCCAGAUUCCUGGAUUGCCAGGCUCGCCUCGUCCAAAGCCCGGAACUCCGCGGCCUUAUGAUCCCACCAAGCAGAAGUCCAAGGUGAUGGAAUGGCUGACACCGCCAAAGCCACCGACGGAGCUCUUGCAGCGAGAACACUUCAAGCUCUCGCCAACUUGUCUGUGCACCAUUUACUUUGGGGACUUGUCCAAGUGGUUUGUGGAUGGCAAGCAGGAUGCAGUGAUUGCUCCAGCAAACAAGAAGCUCAACACAGGACCAGCUGUGAAUGCAGUUCUUUUCAAAGCUGCUGGUUCGAAGCUCUUGGAAUGCACUCAAAGGCUCCCGGAUGUUGCUCCUCAGGGAAUCAAGGCUGAAAUGGGUGAUGCUAUCAGUACGAGAGCCUUUGAUCUUCCUGUACAUCGUGUCAUUCACACAGUCGGAGCUGUUCACAAGAAGAACGAGAAAACAGGUGUUCGAGAGUCUGAUCCAACUCUAGAAAAAGCUUACAGGACUGCUCUCUUGGUUGCUCGCAAAGAGAAGCUAAAAUAUCUUGCAUUUCCGCCAUUGUCUUGCAAUAUAUACGGGUACCCCUAUGCGGAUGGCGCAGAAGUUGCUCUUCGAACUCUUAAAGACAGCUGCGAAGGCUUUGAGCGAAUCGACAUUGUGAUCCGAAACAUUGAAGGUUACGAGGCCUUCAUCGACGAAGCUAACAAGGUACUGGAAGUCAUCAAGGAGAAGAAGACUAUCAAAGUGCCGGCAAUGGCUCCUCGAACGACUGACUACCUCCCUCCGGCAGCAGCGGCUGCAGCAGCCGCGACUCAACCGGCUUCUGGCGUUCCAACUACACCUGCGGAACUAUAUCCAAUGCCAGCAGCGCAAUCGGCAGGGGCUCCACCAGCAGAAGCCGCGCAGCCGGCAGCUCCGGCUCCAGAAGCAACUUCAGACGCUUCCGGGGGACGACUUUCUUCCCAAGCAGCAACCCCAGCAGCAGCAUCGGCUCCAGCUCCAACUCCAGCUCCAGCUCAAGCGUCCCAAGCUCCGGCUGGUUACUCGCAGCCGCAAACUGGAUACGGGACGCAACAACAGGCGCAAGCUCCAGGUGGAUAUGGAGCCACUCAGUCUCCUUAUUCGCAGCCUCCAGCUUCGGGUGGUGGAUAUGGUCAGUCACCUUAUUCGCAAGCUCCAUCUCAAGGUGGAUACGCAGCAGCAGGGACUGGCCAGUCACCUUACGCACAAGGCGGCCAGCCACCUUACUCGCAGCAAGGCGGAUACGGAGCUGCUCAGUCGCCUUACUCGCAGGCUCCAGCUCCCGGUGGAUACUCGGUUGCUGGAGCCGCAAGUGGUCAAUCACCUUACUCGCAACAAGCUCCAGCACAGGGAGGAUACUCGGCCGCAGGAGGUGGUGGUCAGGCACCUUACUCGCAGCAGCCUCCAAGGCAGGGAGGAUACUCGGCCGCAGGUGCUCCAGGCGGAUACUCAGCAGCAGGGACACAAGCUCCACCGGCUGGCGGCGGUGGCUACUCGCAGGGAGCGGGAUCACCUUACUCUCAAUCCGGAGGAUAUGGCGCUGGUUACUCUCAGGCUCCUCCAGCGUCAGGAGCUCCACAGUACCAGAACGGUCCUUCCAGCCCGCCGCCAUACCAGAACGCACCACCAUACCAGCAGCAACAGUAUAACCAAAACGCGCCACCGCCGCAGUACAACCAGUAUCAAAACUCGCCACCACCGCAGCAGCAAUACCCUCCACAGCAGCAGUACGCACCGCAGCAGCAGCAGCAGCAGUAUCCAUCACAGCAGCAGCAGCAGUAUCCAUCACAGCAGCAGCAGCAGCAGCAUCAGCAGUACAACCAGGACGGGACGUCAGCUCCACCGCAGGAGAGAGGCUCUCCGUAUCCACCGGGAAAUCGUCCCCCUUCGUCCUCUUCUUACUGACAGGCAGGAGAUAAGAGUUUUGUGUUGAUCUAGCAAGCAGUAUGGAAGCAAAGAGGUUAGUCAUUUCCAACACUUCCAGAACCGAGCAAAAGUUCUCCACCUUAGGAGGCGGGGCAGCUUGUAUGCUAUACUUUCGGCGGCGACUCUAGAGUCUCCUCCAAGAAGUUGUCAAAGCUUCCACGUUUCUUGGA
Messenger RNA from Selaginella moellendorffii, 2500 nucleotides. Its product is annotated as RNA polymerase II degradation factor 1. The transcript is spliced from 8 exons. Lineage: Eukaryota; Viridiplantae; Streptophyta; Lycopodiopsida; Selaginellales; Selaginellaceae. The record is from RefSeq and is a predicted model, not a curated record. The coding region runs from base 75 to 2309 and encodes 744 amino acids.